Brassica napus (rape) is the source of this 753-nucleotide messenger RNA. RefSeq names its product secreted RxLR effector protein 161-like. The record is from RefSeq and is a predicted model, not a curated record. The transcript has a single exon. The coding region runs from base 1 to 753 and encodes 250 amino acids. Lineage: Eukaryota; Viridiplantae; Streptophyta; Magnoliopsida; Brassicales; Brassicaceae.
AUGCAAGGUUUCAACUCGGUGAACAAUCCAAUUGUUCCAGGACAAAAGAUUGGCAGAGAUGAAGAUGGUGUGAAGAUCGACUCAACACAGUACAAACAAAUGGUGGGGAGCUUGAUGUAUCUCACCGCUACACGUCCAGACUUGAUGUUUGUGGUAAGCCUCAUUAGCCGUUUCAUGUCAAAUCCAACCCAGUUACAUCUUGCUGCUGUGAAGAGAAUCAUGAAGUACUUGAAAGGCACUUUGGAGUAUGGGAUUUGGUACAAACGAGGAGAAGAAAGCGAACUCAUAGCCUACACUGACAGUGACUACGCCGGAGACAUAGAUGAUAGCAAGAGUACAUCAGGUUAUGUAUUUUUGAUGAGUGGAGGAGCUGUAGCGUGGUCCUCAAGAAAGCAGCCGAUUGUAACUCUUUCGAGUACUGAAGCUGAAUAUGUAGCAGGUGAUACUUCUGCGUGUCAGGCUAUAUGGAUGAUGAGGAUAUUAGAGGAAAUCAGUCACGAUCAAGCUGAAGAGAUAGUGUUAUUGUGCGACAACACGUCUACUAUAAAGCUGUCCAAGAAUGCAGUCAUGCAUGGAAGAUCAAAACAUAUCAGGGUUCGUUAUCACUUCUUGAGGGACUUAUCCAAGCAGGGGAUCAUCAAGCUGGUCUGUUGUCCAACCGAGAUGCAACUGGCAGACGUAAUGACAAAAUCAUUGAAGUUGGCCUCGUUUCAGAAGAUCAGAGCAGCGUUUGGAAUGGGGAUUCUGAACUGA